Molecule: messenger RNA, 2460 nt
Organism: Callithrix jacchus (white-tufted-ear marmoset)
Lineage: Eukaryota; Metazoa; Chordata; Mammalia; Primates; Cebidae
Gene: EVL
Product: Enah/Vasp-like
Biological process (GO): protein homotetramerization; actin polymerization or depolymerization; positive regulation of actin filament polymerization
Cellular component (GO): cytoskeleton
Molecular function (GO): SH3 domain binding; actin binding; profilin binding
Source: RefSeq, a predicted model, not a curated record
UAAAUAAAUAAUCAAAUGAGAUCACUAAUCAGGGGUGAUAUGCAAAGUCACAUUGGUCAUGGUAAAGUGUUGGACAUAAAAUGCGACUUUUGUGAUUCUGAAGCAGCUUAUGCAUUUGUGCUCAAAUAGUGUUUGGAAGAGGAAUGGUAAAAUGCAGAAUUCUGCAGAAUUUUUCAGUACUUACGUUCAUGUAUAAUGUUGGUCAUGCCUGAUCUUAUAGCAGCAGCAGCCACAGGAAGAUGAGGUAAUUAGGCAGAUCACAGCGGAACAGGUUGCAUUCUCAUUCCUUUCAACCUUCCUUCUUCCUCCCCAACCUGCACAGUUCUGGUAGGGGGUGGGAUGGGUUAUAUGCUUUACCCAGGAUCCCAAGCGUGCCCUGGGUUCGACUUCUUUCUCUAGACUAAUCCAGUUCCCAGCCUGGAGCCUAAGCAUACACUGCAUUAAUCAGACUUGCUGGAAUGAUCACAUGGUUUUCUAGCUGCCUCCCCUGUUAGCUGCCGCUUGUCAGCAGCUGGCGGAGCUGGAGGCUGCAGGCCCCUGUCUGCAGAAAGCCUUUUACUUCAGAAUAUUGGGGGGUGUGGAAACCCCGCCGCUUUCUUCUGCACUUUGCACCAUCUGACUAACUAAAUGGUUGUCCUUCACACCAAAAAGACUACCACACAAUCUAAGGAAAUUUUCUCUGACUAGGUCAUGUUUGCAUUUGAAGAAUUCAGUGAACAGAGUAUCUGCCAAGCCCGGGCUUCCGUGAUGGUCUAUGAUGACACCAGUAAGAAAUGGGUACCAAUCAAGCCUGGCCAGCAGGGAUUCAGCCGGAUCAACAUCUACCACAACACUGCCAGCAACACCUUCAGAGUCGUUGGAGUCAAGCUACAGGAUCAGCAGGUUGUGAUCAAUUAUUCAAUCGUGAAAGGGCUGAAGUACAAUCAGGCCACGCCAACCUUCCACCAGUGGCGAGAUGCCCGCCAAGUCUACGGCUUAAACUUUGCAAGUAAAGAAGAGGCAACUACGUUCUCCAAUGCGAUGCUGUUUGCCCUGAACAUCAUGAAUUCCCAAGAAGGAGGCCCCUCCAGCCAGCGUCAGGUGCAGAAUGGCCCCUCUCCUGAUGAGAUGGACAUUCAGAGAAGACAAGUGAUGGAGCAGCACCAGCAGCAGCGUCAGGAAUCUCUAGAAAGAAGAACCUCGGCCACAGGGCCCAUCCUCCCACCGGGGCAUCCCUCAUCUGCAGCCAGCGCCCCCAUCUCAUGUAGUGGGCCUCCACCGCCACCCCCACCCCCUGUCCCACCUCCACCCACGGGGGCUACCCCACCUCCCCCACCCCCGCUGCCAGCCGGAGGAGCCCAGGGGGCCAGCCAUGACGACAGCUCCAUGUCAGGACUGGCUGCUGCCAUAGCUGGGGCCAAGCUGAGAAGAGUCCAACGGCCAGAAGAUGCAUCUGGAGGCUCCAGUCCCAGUGGGACCUCAAAGUCCGAUGCCAACCGGGCAAGCAGCGGGGGUGGCGGAGGAGGCCUCAUGGAGGAAAUGAACAAACUGCUGGCCAAGAGGAGAAAAGCAGCCUCCCAGUCAGACAAGCCAGCUGAGAAGAAGGAAGAUGAAAGCCAAAUGGAAGAUCCUAGUACCUCCCCCUCUCCGGGGACCCGAGCAGCCAGCCAGCCACCUAACUCCUCAGAGACUGGCCGGAAGCCCUGGGAGCGGAGCAACUCGGUGGAGAAGCCUGUAUCCUCGAUUCUGUCCAGAACCCCGUCUGUGGCAAAGAGCCCCGAAGCUAAGAGCCCCCUUCAGUUGCAGCCUCACUCUAGGAUGAAGCCUGCUGGGAGCGUGAAUGACGUGGCCCUGGAUGCCUUCGACUUGGACCGGAUGAAGCAGGAGAUCCUAGAGGAGGUGGUCAGAGAGCUCCACAAGGUGAAGGAAGAGAUCAUCGAUGCCAUCAGGCAGGAGCUGAGUGGGAUCAGCACCACGUAAGGGGCCAGCCGCACUGCGCUGAGAUGUCAAGCCCAUCUGGCGACAGAGGACAGCCAGGAGCCCAGCCAGCCCCAGACUCCAGCGCACCAACCAGAGCACACACGGGAGCCUGGGUGCACUGCCGAGGAACCUCCCAACCUGUGAUCACACGCUACAGUGAGGAAACCAAGUGCAACUCCUGGAUUUUUUUAGAUUCUACCUGACACAGAACACCAGGUCUACUUGUCUUUUUUGUAUUUUAUAUUUGCUUAUUUAAGUGUACAUUUCUUUUGGUUUAUAGAGACACCCCUAAAUCACCUGCUUCAUUAGAUGGUUUCCAGGUUUUCUCCCAGGUGACGCUGUUAGCGCCUCAGCUGGCAGUGACAGCCGGCCCGGUGUGGCGCCACCGUGCACUGCAGAGCUGCCCAGUGCAGCUCCGUCCCCAGCGAUCAUGGUGUUGAAAUUGUCUGUCAUGCACCACGGUGUCUGUGUUCACACAGUAAUAAAGGUUUACUGUCCACA